UAAUUGGCCUGACCUACAAUAUAUUGUUUAAGAUACUAUAAAGAGAAUACUUUUUAAUUUCUUAAUAAAGCAUUUGCUGGAGUUUUGCGUCAAACAACCUUACAUUCCCACACAUUGCCGUAGUACUUCCUCAAAACUUCCGUUAUCUCCAAAAUCUUUGCUAGGAGGUGCUUCAAUGCUUAGACUUGUAUUUUCUGUGUUGUGUUGCUUGUAAAUCCCUUUCCAUGACACAAGUCCCUUGAAAUGGCUCAACAAGAAGUUGAUUCCAAAGUUGGUGAUUUGACGUCUAAAAAUCGUGAAGCAGGCCUAUCUGUUCAGGAUAAACAACUCCCCCCUGUGCCCGUGAAGAAGACGCCACUUCGGGACCUUCAAAAUGAAAACAAUAUUGUAGCUCAAAAAGGCUCUAGCAAUCCUCUUAUUCUAAAAGAAGUAGUUGUCACAGAAGUUCUGAAAGUUUCAGGUGUCAAACGACCUUCUCCCGACUCCCCUAUGAGUCCUCAUCAGCAAUCUUCUAGUAAUAGUGGUGCAAAUAGUCAUCUUGUGUAUGUUCGUCGGAAGUCUGAAGCUGAAACUGGAAAAGUCAGUAACAAUGAGGCUUCAGCUGACAAUGACAAUUCUUCCCAGCCAAGUCAGCUUGGCAUUCAAGAAGACGGGCUUCAGUCAAAGUCACCCCAGAUGCUACCUUCCCAAAAUCCUGCCUGUGCUAUGAGUGUUCCUUCGGUGAAACCUUCCGUUCCCCUAUAUCUUGAAAAUUCCGAUACCAAAAUGUCUUUUGAAGAACUGAAGACACAGGCAGUUCCAUCUGCUAUCACUUCGCCAGUUGAAGCAAGAGACAAAGAGCAAAAUUGUGAGGAGAGAUAUGUUCAACUGCAGAUGUACCUGAAGAAGUUAGACCAAUCUAGCCUAGAGGAUCAUCUUCAAUUGCUUCGCUCCUUUUCAGCUGCUGAACUUAGCAGACAUGCUGUUGAACUGGAAAAACGAGCAAUUCAGCUUUCUCUGGAACAAGGGAAAGAGCUACAGCGCGUCAAAGCUCUGAAUGUGCUCGGCAAAAAACUGGCAGCUUCAAUUCAACAACAAACACAGCAGCCGAUUUAACUGAAAGUCUUUUCAUGUACCUGUUAUUUGGUUGUCUGUCUGUUCUUCAAGGUCUCGGGCUGUUGACACGAAAAAUUGUCACUUUAGGAUUACGUCUCAGUAGCAUCUGUUACAAUCGUAAAAACUAAAAUGUGGUAUAAUUAUUUUACAUUACCAGU
Molecule: messenger RNA, 1253 nt
Organism: Amaranthus tricolor (Joseph's coat)
Lineage: Eukaryota; Viridiplantae; Streptophyta; Magnoliopsida; Caryophyllales; Amaranthaceae
Exons: 5
Coding region: 244-1095 (283 amino acids)
Source: RefSeq, a predicted model, not a curated record